AUGAAGCUCGCUACCCUUCCCAUCUUGGUUGCCUUAGCCCUACCCAUCAUUGCAGGUCCAAUCGUUGAUUCACCCGCUCCUAGGGCUCUGUCCCCUGAGCGCAUCGGUUGGAUUCGAGAGAUGCUUGCGAAUGGUACCGAGGACGCCGGGCUGACCAAACGAUCGACCACCUUCAGCACUAGCCGCGACGGGGUCGACUCCGCAGGCUUCUACUACUCCUUGUACAAUGCCAACGGCGCCGAGGUGGGAUACACCGAGUCUCCAGCAACCGGUCAGUUCCAGCUGGGGUGGUCGACGAAUUCCAAGGAAGCCGAGUUCCUCGGUGGAAAAGGCUUCAGGGGAGGGAAUCCGCGAUCUCUCACCUGGAACGGCUACUUCACCGCUGAAGGUGACUGGACCCUCGCCGUCUACGGCUGGACCACCAACCCGGUGACGGAAUGGUAUAUUGUUGAGUCGCACGGCACAGGCACCCCGGGCAAUGGCCACAUCCUCGGUCAGGUGUACAGCGAUGGCGGCGUCUACGACGUCUACAGCCUGCCCUACCGCAACGUACCCAAGAUCUACGGGGUGACCAACUUCAACCAGCUGUGGUCGGUUCGCCGUACCCCGCGCACCACAGGGACUGUCGACGUGAGAGCGCAUUUCCGACGCUGGAAAGAGCUGGGGCUCGUGCCUGGAAACCCCGUCUUCCAGAUGGUAACGCUCGAGGGUUUCAAGGGAAGGGGAUAUGUAGAUUUCACGGUUGCUUAA
Aspergillus saccharolyticus JOP 1030-1 is the source of this 750-nucleotide messenger RNA. Its product is annotated as glycoside hydrolase family 11 protein. The transcript has 2 exons. Gene Ontology annotation, biological process: xylan catabolic process. The coding region runs from base 1 to 750 and encodes 249 amino acids. NCBI's taxonomy places the organism in Eukaryota, Fungi, Ascomycota, Eurotiomycetes, Eurotiales, Aspergillaceae. The record is from RefSeq and is a predicted model, not a curated record. Gene Ontology annotation, molecular function: hydrolase activity, hydrolyzing O-glycosyl compounds.